AUGAGCGAAAGCAGUUCAUCUCAAGUUCCUACUCAAAGCUUUGAAACCAAAAAAUGCUCUUAUUGUAAGAAGAUAAAGAGCAAAGCUGAUUUUCAUCAUCUUCGCAGUGAUGAUCCGCUAUACAAACAUGGAACCUAUAAUAUGUGUUUUGAAGAGCACUCUAAAAGAAGACAUGAAAAGAAGGCAAAGACAGAUACCUACCUUAAUUUAACAGUUCCAACCAUUGGUAUCUCAAUUUCUAAUGUUACAAAUACUUAUCAAGUCGAUGACAGCCUUGAAGUUUAUGAUGAUCAUGAGCCAACAUCAGAAGCUAACCCUGAAUUUGCAAAUGCGAUACAAAUUGAAGAAAUAGAAAAAAAUAUUACUACUACACAAGAUGAUGAAUAUAACGAUCUUGAUCUUGAGGACGGAUCACUGGACUUGAAAAAAGUUAAAGAAAGCUUCGCACAACUUACUAAAAUCCUUAUUUUACCAUUGGAAUCUGGAUCCGGAUAUUAUUGGAAUAUACAUAAGUUAUGCUUAAAUUUAAAAAGAAAAGCAUUUACAGGAUGUGCUACUGCAUACCUUUACUGUGCAUCAUGUGACGAUCAAAUUUGGCAACGGCAAGAUAAUCAAGAGGUCAAAAGAGGGUUUAAAAUUCUAACUCAUUUUGAUAAUAAUUUCGUGCAUGCCUUGGGAUUCAUUACUCCAUUGUUUAGUCGAAUUGGUGUAGAAAAUAUAACCGAAAUAGUAAUAGACUCUACAUUUAAAACAAAUCAAAAGCAAUUUGAACUUUUUGUUGUAAAUGCUAACUGUAGAGGAUAUAGUAUGCCGUUAGCAUAUUUAUACCUACUUGUAUUGCAUAAUCCUGAAGUAAUAUAUCAUUAUCUGGAAGAUGGAAUUACUACCCGUAUACAGGUUCUUAAACAUUUUUUCUUCGGUCUUCGUCAGGAGGGGUUGUUGCCUUCAUUUGUGCUAUUAGACAAGGACGCUGGCGAAAUUUUAGCUGUUGGUGAAGCCUGGUUCUGGAAAACAAAUAUUCAAUUAUGCUAUUGGCAUUUAGAAAAUGCUAUUAGUAAAC
This is a messenger RNA of Racocetra fulgida, 1060 nucleotides long. The record is from the annotation of a GenBank genome assembly. Lineage: Eukaryota; Fungi; Glomeromycota; Glomeromycetes; Diversisporales; Gigasporaceae.